Molecule: messenger RNA, 804 nt
Organism: Aspergillus ibericus CBS 121593
Lineage: Eukaryota; Fungi; Ascomycota; Eurotiomycetes; Eurotiales; Aspergillaceae
Exons: 4
Coding region: 1-804 (267 amino acids)
Source: RefSeq, a predicted model, not a curated record
AUGGAGUCUGAAUAUUUCGACUGGGUGGCGGAUUUUGAAUUACCGGUGAAGCUCGCCAAGACCUCUACCCCUACUCGAUGGCAGAUGGGCCGUAUAACGAAGGUAAAGGUACGCGUCCAUGAGGACUACGAGUACGGGACUAUCCGGGAGGCCACGGGUGUUUGCAGCGCCAUCCAGAUUGAAGGGCCCUCUCCGGGGCAAGAAGCCAUUGCGAAGGUCAAACUACAGCUAUCGCCUUGGGAUGAUCCCACUGUUGAUGCCAUAAGCAUGGAAGCAAUCAGAGAGAUGGAUAACCUGGCAAAGCUAACGGAUGUGCACUGCUCAUCUACACCGGCCUUUAUUGGCAGAGCUCAUUGUGUCCAGGGUGAUGAUCUUUAUAUUCCCGGUGGAUAUAUUGUAUUUAUCUUAAUGGAAAGGCUGCCCGGUCGGGAUCUGGGAUGCUUCCAUGAGUUGUCUUUGGAGGAACGAGAUGAAGUACGGAUUGCGUUUUUGAAAGCAUUGUGGGAGUUUCACCGGCACGGAUUUGAUCAUUGGGAUCCUCGCAGGGAGAAUAUCAUGUGGGAUAACGCUGCUCGGAAAUGUUAUAUUCUCGACCUUGAAGAUGCCGAGGAUCUUGAGAUCAAAGGCAUGGGAACGGAUCCUCUCUACGAGCUGUCCGCGUGGGAUCUGCAUGGAAAAGCAUCACGGCCCGCGUAUGAUCAUGUUGACGAUGAUCCAAUGAUACCGCCUGAACGCAAGGGAGGGUGGACAUUCUAUGACAGGGAAGAAAUGUUGGCUAUGUUGAUGCGUAGAGUCACACAGUAG